AUGCAUAUAGUUUUACAAGGUCGUUUGCUAAAAGGGAACAAUAACAUCUUGAAUUAUGGUCUCCUGGAUAGGGUGACCAGACAUUCUGGUUUGCCUGCCCAGGACAGAGAGGCUUUCCAGGACAGGAUUUUCAGUGCUAAAACUGGAACCAUGCUGGGCAGACCGAGCUGGCCUCUUUUUCGUGGAAGUUCAGAUGUCGAUCAACUAGGAAAAAUCUUGGACGUAAUUGGACUCCCAGGAGAAGAGGACUGGCCUAGAGAUGUUGCCCUUCCAAGGCAGGCUUUUCAUUCAAAAUCUCCUCAGCCUAUUGAGAAGUUUGUAACAGAUAUUGAUGAACAAGGCAAAGACCUACUUCUGAUUGGCACAGACAGCUCUGCUCCAGCCUUUGGGGUCAAGUACAGGUUGUCUCCGUGCGUCUUAUUCUGGGGCCCAGACCAGAGAGGCUGCGGCUCCCUGGAGCAUGUUUUGCUCAUGGUCGAAGGAAGAUGCUCCCAGGAGGCAAGCAGAAGCCUAUGGUGGAUGCCCCUGAAGGCCUCUUGGAAGAGCCACCCUGUUACUUCUGUCCACAUUUCACUGGCCAAAGCAAGUUUCAUGACCAAGGCCAACUUUAGUAAGGAAUAUUCCUCCCAUGGAGAGAAGAAAGGCAACAUGUGCUGAAAAAUGUUCCACUGUAGUAUUCAACUCUUGACUAAGGCGUCAUUCAAAAAGCUCAUUUUAGGGUCGGCCGAGUGGCGUGUUGGUUAGGAGUUGGCUUGGGACACCAGCUCUGAGCAGCAGGGCCCGG
Messenger RNA from Hipposideros armiger (great roundleaf bat), 784 nucleotides. RefSeq lists its product as uncharacterized. The record is from RefSeq and is a predicted model, not a curated record. Lineage: Eukaryota; Metazoa; Chordata; Mammalia; Chiroptera; Hipposideridae. The coding region runs from base 1 to 657 and encodes 218 amino acids. The transcript has 5 exons.